This is a messenger RNA of Lethenteron reissneri (Far Eastern brook lamprey), 4318 nucleotides long. RefSeq names its product probable G-protein coupled receptor 34. Gene Ontology annotation, molecular function: G protein-coupled receptor activity; oxysterol binding. The record is from RefSeq and is a predicted model, not a curated record. Gene Ontology annotation, cellular component: membrane. Gene Ontology annotation, biological process: G protein-coupled receptor signaling pathway. NCBI's taxonomy places the organism in Eukaryota, Metazoa, Chordata, Hyperoartia, Petromyzontiformes, Petromyzontidae.
UGUGUGUGAGCACAUGCAUUACCAUUACCUUCUUGCCGUAUGUAACCCAUCCCCCCCCACGCCAUCGAAAAGCCAGAAGUCCCGCCACAGACCGUUCGCAGGGCGGGACCGCGUGCUUUCGGCUGUACCAAGCUUCUGGGCUCCCCGGCACACGGGCUGGACGAUGAGCGCUGUGACCAAGUACUCAAGCCACGUGGCAGCCAUCUGUGCUCUGACGAGGGACUAGGAAGGGAAGGUCCCUUGCCCAAAAGAUGCAGCUCCCUCCAGGCUAAGGUCACUGCUUGACCUCCAACUCCAUCUCAAAACAAAAUUCGUCCCAUCUCGCGAGUCUCCGUGGAACCUUGCCUCCUGCUCCGCGUGUCCAGGUGGACAACGGCCGUCAUCGAACCGGCCAUCAGCGGAGCGCGCUGCUGCUGAGUCUUUCGAAACAAACCGGACACCGAAUCCUCUGCAUGACGGAGCAAAGGGGAGCGGGCAGCGAGCAUGCCACCGGAGCACUGCAAAUUCCUCCCGCAGGGCUCCAAUGAGGGGAUGAUCGGUUUCUACAGCACCCUGCUGGUGCUGGGCGUGGUGGGGAACGGCCUGGCGUGCUGGCGAGUGCUGGGGCCCGCGUCCCGCGACCUCAAGAGCGCUCCGGCCGUAUUCGGCCUCAACCUGAUGGCCGCGCAUGCCGUGCUGCUGCUCAGCCUGCCCUUUCGCAUCGUCCACUAUGCGCGCGAACGCUCGUGGCCGUUCGGCGCGGGCUUCUGCUCGGCCGUGUCGGCGCUCCUCUACGUGCACAUGUACGUCUCCGUGCUCCUCUUCGUCUGCCUCUGCGUCUACCGCUUCGUGCAGCUGUGGCGACGGCACGGCGAUUCUGGCGCGGGGGGCGGCGGCGGCGGAAACGUGGCGCGCGCGGUGCUGCGCGCCUACACGCUGCCCGUGUGCGCCCUGGCCUGGGUGUUCAGCCUGGCGCUCGCCACCCCGGUGUACCUCGAGAUCAUCGGCACCAACACGACGAGGGAUGCGGCCAGGAAGGAGUCCGUCUGCUUCGAGUACAGCGGUCGAGUCGAGGAGCCCUACGUCCUGCGGGUGAACGUGGCACUCACCGCGCUCUACGCCAUCGCGUGCGUCGCGUUCGUCGUCGGCUUCUGCCUCCUGGGCCGGCGUCUGCGGCGCGGCGCCGGGGGACGCCGGCCGGGGACGCCCGGGGCGGCGAGCGUGGAGAUGAGGGCGCUGCUCAAGCUGCUGUGGAUGUUCGCCGCGUUCGUGGUGUGUUACGGGCCCUACCACGCCACGCGACUGCCCUACGUGGCGGCGCAGGCGGACGCGUCGGGAGCGGGCUGCGAUGGGAGGCAUCGGUGGUACAUGCUCAACGAGAUGUGCCUGCAGGUGACGGCGCUCAGCACGUGCCUCGACCCGCUCGUAUUCUUCAUCAUGACGCGCUCCUAGUGCGCAGCGCCAGCCACCACGGUGCCCGGUGCACAGUGACCAGUACUUUGUGCACAGUGACUAGUAAAUAGCAACUGGUACAUAGUGACAAGUACAUUCGUGCGCACUGACUAGUAAAUAGCAACUGGUACAUAGUGGCUAGUACUUCGUGCACACUCACUCGUACAUAACGACUAAUAGUGCACGGUGACGUGUACGUAGUGCACAUUGACUAGUACAUAGUAACUAGUGCACAGUCACCAGUGCACAUUGCCUCGUGGAUUGUGCUUGGCGCAGGGGUCUGCAAGUAAAAUAACAAGCAGAGACAUUGCUUUUCGAAUUCGGUAAAAAAAAACCCCCAUCAAUAUUUGAAGAGCCGCAAUGCGAUGUGAAUGAUGCCACGAAGCAUCAGUCCUUGAAGAGCCGCACGCGGCUCCGGAGCCGGAGGUUGCCGAGCCCUGGACCGAGUGCGUAGCGCGCAUUGUUGUGAUGGAACUCUCUCUCGCAUUGGGAGUUGAGCCGGUGUUAUGGGAGGUGUUAGGGUAAAGGUUAGGACAGGGGUUAGGGUACGGGUUAGGGUGAAGGUUCGGGUAGGGGUUAGGAUAGGGGGUUGAACCUGAGCUGCAUGUGUUCGGGUUUGACAUGAGAUUAGUGUUUAGGUCAUAAGUAACCUCCAGCCCCACUAUGCACGGACCGUAUGAUGAACUUCGUUCGCACCGUACGUAGCCAACCGUGCUAAUCGGAGGUGCAAGGUUGGCUCAGGGGAGGGGGGCCGUGAUGGCACGAGUUUGGACGGCCUUCAACUUUGUCGUCGAGAUCCCUAGGUCGACUCAGCCUUAAAUUAGCACGUGGAGCUGUGUGUACAGAUCGGCACUGUUCGGACAAAGGUGGUCGGGUGUGGUACGGGGCUAUAGGCCACAUCACGCCGCCGCGCGCCGUGACGGCCUUAAUAGGUGCUCGCUAAUUGCACUUGCGCCAGCGUAAAGUCAGUCCGUUUUGGUUUCUAAGGUGGGUGCACUCUGUCCAUAGAUACAGUACAUAAAUACGUCUAUGCCCUUUUCCAUCCACUGCUGGAUGAAGGCCACCCCACGCCGUUUGGGUCGUGCGAGUUGUUUGACCAUACUUCACCACUCUGGGCAAUGGGCGUUGGUGACGAAUGCCGUGGUCGGCAGCAAUGGAACGCACGUGGCCUGGCCGGUAAGUGCAGUGCGCCAACCACUGCGCCAGCACUCCUCUAUAUGACCGGGCAGCCGUGGCGAUGCACGGUUGCCUGUAAUCCAGCACUGUGGAGGCAGCAGCGGGAGUUGGUGGAUCACCGCACAGAUGUUGUGAAACUCCCUUCCCGUGGGCGUCGAGGAGGGAGCCAUUCCGUGGGUUUGCCUGGAAAAGGCGGUAGAGCUAAACUGUGGACUCCAUCUGUUCCGUCUGUACGGGAUAGAGCGUUGCCCCCUCCCACGCACACGUGGGUUUUCUCUGGGUGCUUUGGUUUCCUCCCUCGGUUAUGAAAACCAAUUCAUUGGCCGAUAACACCUUACUGCUAUUUACUAUUUUAAUGCUAUCAGGUAAGGCCCACUGAGCUAUAACAGUUCUUUUUCAGAAGCAACCUGGCCAAAAAUAAUAGCUCAACGAAGUGCUGAUCAUCACGUGGAAAUGUAUAGCAGCUAAAUACUCGAAACGCAUGUUUCAAAAUGUGGAAGGGAAAAUCGGAAGAACCCGGAGAAAAAUCCACGUGACCACAGGGAAAGAGAGAGAAACACAAACUCCAAAUAUACAGGCUUCAGGGUCGGGAUCGAACCCACGACUCCUGCAUGCCAGGCGAGGUAGUUAACAUUUCGUUACCGUGGCGCCCUUAAUAUAUAGAGGGAUGCAGAGCUUGGGGAGGGGCGGGCAAUUGUUGGUAGCCCCAGCUCAUCGCGUGGCGGCUGCUGCUGCCUUCCCCCGCUCAUCUGCGGUUCCUCCAUCUCGCGUCCCUGAGUCGUCCUCUCUCGAGGAGAGCCUACCUUUACCUUACCUUUUACCUUACCACAAUACAAUCACUCUACCCUACCUUUUACCCUUUAGCAGGUAAGGUAAAAGGUAAAAAGCAACGAGCCUACCUUUACCCUACCGGGUAAUUCUUCCGAGCUACCUUUACCCUACCCUUUACCUUACCCCUUGGCAUGUCGACACCUUUACCCUCUUUACCUUUACCCUUUUACCCGGUAAGAAGGGUAAAUGACCUUACCUUGCCGAGGCCUAGAGCGCGCUACAAGUUGGCGUGACUAUUGCUGAAUGCUACUGAAAAAUAAAACAACAAUAAUCCAUAAACAAGCUGGCAAUCCGAUCUAACGGGAGAGACUCUGUUUGGUUCAGCGUCGUGCCAACCGUGUGCGUGCUCACGGUGACAGUCGUAAGGUAUCGUGUCGUGUGUUGAAUAAAACUCUGUAAAAUAUACACACACGCACACGCGUAGCUUAUGAUCUCGAUCGGAAACUGGUGAACUACGUGGUGAGUUUAGUACUGGGUGCUGGUGAUUUGCGUGGUGAGUUUAGUACUGGGUGCUGGUGAGUUGUGUAGUGGGUUUUGUCCUGGGUGCUGGUGAACUGCGUGGUGAGUUUUGUCCUGGGUGCUGGUGAACUGCGUGGUGAGUUUAGUACUGAUUAGACACGUUGGACAUUGUGUGUACAUUAGUAAAUGUGUAUUUGUAUGCCUGCGUGUGCCAGUGUUGUAUCUGUGUGUCAGUGUAUCUGUGUGCCGAUCUGUGUGCCGGUGUGUAUCUGUGAGCCAGUGUGGUUUUACGAAAUUUCUCGUGAAAUUAUUUGACCAAAAUUUCCGGACAACAUUUUCCACCGUCGACGAAAAUGCCACGCGCUCGCCACGAGAUCGUCAGACGAGAAGCCACCCGGGAGAUUGCAUCGUCAUCGAUCCG